Molecule: messenger RNA, 3130 nt
Organism: Drosophila pseudoobscura
Lineage: Eukaryota; Metazoa; Arthropoda; Insecta; Diptera; Drosophilidae
Product: phospholipase A1 member A
Exons: 5
Coding region: 699-2123 (474 amino acids)
Biological process (GO): lipid catabolic process
Molecular function (GO): lipase activity
Source: RefSeq, a predicted model, not a curated record
UUAUGGGUACACUCGCACGUACAUAUGUACAUAUGUAUAUAGGAACAGAUAUAGAAUAUAUAAAGUAUGGUUAUUUGUAGGGAAUUUUCGUGGGUGUUCUAGACACACGUAUCGGCCAUAAAUUGGAAAAGCAUUGAAACAGUUCCACGGAGCUAUUCAAGCAGAAACACACUUCUGGCCAGAAAAGAAAAAUUAAUCACCUACGAUAGCAGCCACAACACAUAAUUGUAUCCAUCGAAGGUGGUCUAUAAAGAAAAACCCAACCAAAACGUUAAUCUCAUUCAGAUUUGUUUUCAUUGACCUGGGUCGGGAAAAAUAUCCAAUCCAGUAUUCAGUACUGGCACCGAGUUAUCUAUGUGGGUUUCGCGUCGCGAGUCUGAGUCAAUAAUGGUAUAAGAUUCUGGUUAAGGCCAUGCCCGAUUACAAUUUCUAUAAGACAUGAGAUUCCUAUAAAUGCAAAAGACAGGCGAACAUUCGCCCCUGUACGUGCGCCGAGAUCUCUGCCGAUGACAACAAAAAGUUUUCAUUCAGCAAACGCAUUCUGCUGACAAUUGAAACCACAAACACGUAGGCAAGUGUUGAUCGGUGGAUCGGCAGUGGUGUUUCUCCAACGUUUUCAGCUCAAGCGCUCCAUUAAGCGCUGAAAGAAAUUUUGUCUUCAAUCAUUGGAAAUAUCAAGUGGAACUUAAAGGGAUAAGAUGCAUUAUAUGUACCUGUUGGGUGGACUGGCAUUGCUCAGUAUUUGCCAGGCAGCUUCAACCAGGAGCUUUGCAACCAGCAAACCACUGCCCACCUAUGAAGAUGAUGGCACUACAGUGCCUCCCCCAAGUGUCACACCUUCUCCCACAAACAGAGACAUUACUCUAGGUCCCUGCAAGUGGGUCGUUGGUCGAAGUUGUCCCGAUCCAGAUGUUAAGUAUUAUAUAUACACGCGACAUAAUGCAAUGGAUAGACAAUGCCUUCACAUCGAUGAUAGCCUGGAGAAGUCGAAUCUAACAGCCUCCUACUUCAAUCCCAGGCAUCCCACAAAGAUCAUCAUCCAUGGCUAUAACUCGGAUAUGUUUCUACAUCCCCUACAGAAAAUGCGAGAUGAAUACCUCUCAAAAUCGGAUUACAAUAUUAUAUAUGUGGAUUGGAGCGUUCUGUCUCCGGGUCCCUGUUACAUCAGUGCCGUACACAAUACUCGUCAUGCUGGGACGUGUACGGCCCAGCUGGUGGAGCGUCUUGUGGAGACGGGCAACACGGAUAUCCAUGUGAUUGGCUUCUCCCUCGGGGCACAGCUUCCCAACUAUAUAGCGAGGAAUCUUACCUCGUUUAUGCUACCAAGGAUUACGGGGUUGGACCCGGCAAUGCCGCUGUUUAUUACAUCUGGAAAUGCGGAUAAGCUGGAUCCGAGUGACGCCACAUAUGUGGAUGUGUAUCAUACGAAUGCCCUCGUCCAGGGAAAGCUGGAGAGAUGUGGUCACGCCGACUUUUAUAUGAAUGGUGGCAUCAUGCAGCCAGGCUGUAAUGGACAGCAGAUAAACUCCUUUGCCUGCAGUCAUCAGCGUGCUCCUGCCUACUUCUUGGAGUCCAUACGCUCACCUAAGGGAUUUUGGGGCUGGGCAUGUAGCGGCUACAUCUCUUACCUGCUCGGAAUGUGUCCUCCCACGAAUUUCCUGCUGGAGGCUGGCGAUAACAUUCGUUCCACCACUCGAGGAAUGUUCAUGAUCGACACCAACGACAGCUCUCCCUAUGCCCUGGGCAAGUGGACGGAUCUGCCAACACUGGGGGCCAAGCAACCGCAUAUGCGAGCUCCUCCCAAUCAAGUAAAGGCCCCGCCCAAUCAGAGUGUGGAUCCUUUGCUGCAGCACAUCGAUCAGUUUGGCAAACUGGCCGCCAACUUUAACAACCUGGCGAUGUCGCCCAGUGGCCGGGAUCCUUAUGAGCACUGGACCAGCUUUAGUCCGGAGAACAAGGAAAACGAUGACGAUGAAUCCGUAGAGGAGCAGGAUUUGAUUGAUCCAGAUGAUCGCCACCUGGCCUUGCAAUCUCCGCCAACCAUGGAAUGGUGGGAUUAUCGGAGAAAUCUCACGUAUGGAUUCAUAGAAAAUAAUAUAUUCGCUAUGCCAAAGCUGAAGUAGCACCGGCUUGGAUCGAUGCUAGUCCGAUCAGUUAAAUCCCACCCUUGCCCCCGAUUUCCUUACUAAUAAUUAACGAAUGCAAUCUUCAUUGUGAGGUGAUAUACAACAAAUGCAAAUACAGUGCGUUUCAAAACUAUACCGCUAUUCGAAAGUUGCAACUGAAUUAAGGUUUAAUCAUGCAGCAUUAUAAUAUAGAACUAUUCCUGAGCCCUAGAGCAGUAAUGUUUUAAUAAAUAAAUUAGUUAAAUAAAGAAAAAUAUAUGAUAGAUUUUGUAAAUAUUAAAAAAAAGUACAAUACAAUACAAUAGUUCGUUAAAAAAUGUAUAAUUUAGAGCUAAAGGUAGGUGUACCAUUAUGGGAUUAAUAAGGGCUAUUAUCGAGAGCGGCCUUAAUUUCAAAACUGAAUUGUAAAUUGAUCCUGCUUGAUGAUUGGGCUUGCGCAGAUUAUAGUUGUGAAACGCAGUGUAUGGAUUAAUCGUAUAAUUCAAGCAUCGUAUUAUUUUAAACAAUUCCGGAAUACAAUAGCAGAUUUGUAUUAAUUGUAAAUUGUAAUAAAUUUUUAACGCCAUAUUAAUUAGAAAUGGACUUGAAGAAUGUGGAGUGCCGGUUCGGAAAUCGUAUUUUCUGUGUAUGUAUGUUCUAUUCCUCUAUUUUCUAUGCAGGGAUUACCAUUUGGGAGAUAGGAUGCAUCUGGGGCUGGGUUAUGUAUACAAUUACAUGUACAUUUACGAGUAGAAAACAUCCCCCCUCCCUGACGCAGACGACGACGACAAGCGUAGCAUGCUAUGAUGAUUGCUUUAAUUUCCCCUUCCUUCCCAUUCCGUCUGUCCGUCCGUCCCCGACUUCUGAGCUUACGUAAAAUCCUAAUCCGUACAAUAAUAAUCGCCACUGACUGUUGCGUUGCUGCCGUUGCUGAGGAUCAGCCCUAUACCUUUUUUUUUACCACUCUUUUGGCACGCGUUGUCGGCGCUGCAGGGACUGGGGUUGCCGGCUGGGGUGGCGGGGAU